AUGUCUGAUGAUAGUGCCACUAUUGCAGAUCUACGAGCUCAACUCGAGGUCGCUAGAGAGAAAGAACAUGCCGCCAAAGCUGCUGCCCUUGCCGCCAAAGAGAAAGAACAUGCCUCCACAGGCAACACAAGCUUAGCAGAGUAUCUGGCUCUGUAUCAAGAGUACUUUGCAUACCCGCUCCAUUGCGAGCCGAUGUCUUCAAGGAAUACGAGAGGUGGCGUUACCAGCCCGCUGAAACGUCUCACUCCCACCACCGUUGAGCCUUGGACUGAAUUUGAAGAUCUACAGCGCCGUUCGUAUCAGGAGCUAUGCGAGAAGCUUGGAAAUCGAGAACUCUUUCCCGAUAAGGCAAACCUCAUCGGUGCUCGCGGAACCGUCUCUUCAUUUCUGAUCACCUCGAAAGAGGCCAUCACUACAUAUGUCAGGGCGGCGGAGAUUCCACCUGUCAAAGAAAUAGUCUGUCAAUAUAUCCAAAGCGGAGGCGGUGGCGAACAGAGUAGCCUCGGCGUGCGCUAUACACCUGGUGGUGAUCCGGAAUCGGCGGCCGGGAAAGUGUUUGUCCCCGUGGACGGUGUGUGGAAUCGAGGUGGACCUGGAUCGGAUCGGCCGAUCGCCCUGGCUGAGUUGAAACCUCCGCAUAAGCUGACGACGGGGGCCCUCAGGACUGCAUUAGAUGACGGUAAUGGCAAAGCUCGGAAGAGCUUCGAGUCUCAACCAAUCAUCCAAUCACCACACGCUCGGAACGACCCCUUAUACACCGUCCUCGCUGUUUUUACGCAGGUCUUCGAUGAAAUGAUCAGCAGUGGCACAGAGUUUGCCUACGUCGACACCGGAAUGGCACGAGUUUUUUUCCGGAUCCGCCGCACGGAGUCAACAGUCCUUUAUUACAGCCUCGACGUUUCUCCUAGAGAGGUCAUCGCAGACGCCAGGAGCACGGCGGUGUGCCAAAUUGCUUUGUUUCUCUGUCGCUGUCUCACGGUUGAGAAGUUUGAUCAGAAUUGGAUAGCAGAAGCUCGUGCCAGUAAUUCUCGGUUUGAGGUAGAUCCUGAAGCCCAGUUGGACAUGUUAGCCUCGCAGGACUCGAGCGCCUCCGAAGUUAUAACACCCAGCGAGGACGACUAUGAACCAGCGCGGAAUGCACCGAAAAAACGCAAACGCGCGAACCGCCACGAGAGAGAUCUAUUAUUGCACCACGGAGAACAUGACUCGGAGGACGAUGGCGACAACGAUGACUCUUCGCUGAACCGACAGCAACCGGGAGUUCGACUCCACGCAAAGGCUACAGAAUCUGAAGCCCAGCAUAGUACGACUUCACCGUCGACGACGUCGAGUGAUCGUCGUCGACAAAAUGCAGGGCACUCUUUUUUGAGCGACCAGAAAACCGAUGAGCCCUGCCCUCCUCAUGCCUGUUGCGUCUUCUGUCCUGCUUCUGAAUCGGGUCAACCAUACUGUACUCAAGUCUGCCUUCAGCGGCUGACAAAUAGCACCGCAUCAGGCCUUUCACGAGCGCUAGAUCGGACAUGUCCCAAUGUGGACCGACACUCUUUAUCGUCGCCGGAUCACGAGCUGUCGGCCGAGACCCUGUGCGACUUGCUGCGUCAUCAGCUGCGCAGGAGCCGCGAUCACGCUAUGGACCAUCUGAAAAUUCGAGGUGGUAUCGGGCAUCUCUUCCGCGUCACCCUCUGCUCAUACGGCUACACUUUUGUCGCAAAAGCCGUUAGAGAAGAUCACCUCCGUUCGCUCACUCGCGAGUAUGCUAUCUAUGGGAAGCUGCGUCAGCUACAGGCAGAAUUCAUCCCUGUCUGCCUCGGGCUCAUCGAGCUAGAGACUCCCUAUGUUCUCCCCUUUCCUGAUAUUCUUACCCACCUCCUCCUGCUGUCCUACUCUGGACCCGACUUAUUAUCUUCAGAGGGCCCAUCCCUCCAACCCGAAGAACUACGCUCCAGCGCCGAAGCGACCCUGAAGAAGCUUCAAAUCAAUGGCCUCCAGCAUGGUGAUGUGCGAAAAGGAAAUAUGCUGUGGAAUACCGAGCGGAGUCGAGUGUUCAUGUUGGACUUCGAGUCGUCCGAAUUUCCCGGUGUGCCGGCCGCUCCACCAUCGCCAAGGGUAAUCGGGACUCCUCCCAAGCGCAUGCGCACUGCCGCUAUUGAUAGAGUGAUAGGUCAGGCGAGCUCGUCUAGCCAGCGGAAGAAGCAGCGAGCGGAUGAAGAGAAGAGAAAGAAGAUACUAAACGACGCUGAUUUUGCCGGCUUGAGGCAAGAAAUCCAGUAG
This is a messenger RNA of Letharia columbiana, 2271 nucleotides long. RefSeq lists its product as uncharacterized. NCBI's taxonomy places the organism in Eukaryota, Fungi, Ascomycota, Lecanoromycetes, Lecanorales, Parmeliaceae. The transcript has 2 exons. The coding region runs from base 1 to 2271 and encodes 756 amino acids. The record is from RefSeq and is a predicted model, not a curated record.